ACCAGCCUUCUUUCUCACUGUCUUUCUCUAGCGCCUAGCGCCACAACCUUUUCUCCCUCUCUUCUCUUCACUCUUCAGCGCCUGCACACCGCCACCGGUCCACUCUCCGACAAUUCUGUGACUCACGGCGCAGCACAGGCUGCACAACACAGCUCUCUCUAUCUCUGAGUCUCCGUCUCCGUUUCCAACUCUCCGGUGAAGGGAAGGAGAAGGGUUUAGGAGAAAGCCACCUUUAGGGUUUUUGCGGUACCAACAAACAACUGUCUCCGAGUCUCUCUGCCUCCGAAACUCUGCAACAUGAUUACUGGCGGGAAAAGCUACGUAUCUUCUCCUCCUGCCUUCUCAAACGACGGCAAGCGCCUCCUCGUUUGUACAGGCAACACUGUCUCCAUCUUCAGCACCUCCACUGGAUUACAGAUUGCAUCAUUGGAGGGUCACACGGAGGCGGUGACGUCGGUGAUUGUGGUGCCGGGUAGUAAGAUUUUGUGCUACUGCUGGACGGCCUCGCUCGAUGGGACCAUUCGGUAUUGGGAUUUCUCGGUGCCGGAGUUGAUGAAGAAGGUCGAUGUUAAGCUGCCCGUUUUCUCCAUGGUGAUUCCAUCUUUAUUAGGCCAACCAGCCUUGAGCAAUGAGAAGCCAACUGAUCUUUUUGCUUAUCUGUCACUUGAAAAUACAAAAGAGCAGAACAGUGUGCCCAAACCUUUGCGUGGACAGAUCCGGAAGUGUAACUUGACGGCAUCUCGUUUAAUUGGUGGCUUAAUAUUGAAAGAGACUCCACAACCAGAAUUUAUAUCUGUUAGUUCAUCAGGAAAGUUCUUCGGCAUAAGAAACAAACGCAAGCUUCAUAUAUGGAUGAUUCCUGCAAAAGACUCUGGGCAUAUAGUAGCAAAGAAAAUUACACUGCAUCAUACAAAGAAUUUGACAGUGCUUGCAUUUCAUCCAAGUAAGAGGAUUGUAGCUGCUGGUGAUGUAACUGGGAGAAUUUUAGUAUGGAGAGGAUUUGGUUACCGAUUACUUUCGAUCAGUGAUGGACUAGUGAGUGGAAGGUUGGUGAAUAAAGAGGAAGAAAGACCUGGGGUGAGGGGAAAUGAUGAUGCUGAGUCUUGCUCCACAUGGCAUUGGCACUCUGUUGAAGUGAAUGUCCUCUCUUUCUCUUCCGAUGGAGCCUAUUUAUAUUCAGGUGGAAAGGAGGGAGUUCUUGUGGUCUGGCAGCUAGAUACGGGGAAGAAAAAGUUUUUACCACGAAUUGGAUCCCCAGUUCUAUAUUAUAUAGAUUCUCCUGAUCCUACACUUUCCUCUAUAUCUUGUGCAGAUAAUCAAAUUCAUAUACUGAAAAUGCCUUCAAUGGAGAUCUUGAAGUCCAUCUCAGGGAUCAAGCUUCCUAAUUCACUUCCAGGGAUAUAUGAAGGUGGUGGGUUUGCAUUUGAUUACUCUACUGGGUGUAUUGCGCUGCGUACAGAGAACUAUAGUGUCCAAUUCUACAGCUUGUUUGAUGACUGUGGAAUAGAUGAGGUUCAGGUCUGUGAAAGAAACCAUCAACCAGCUGAUGAAAUCACGGUUUUAGUGACUUUAGUAGCUAUCUCCCGAGAUGGCUCUAUGAUGAGUACUGUUGAAGUUAAGCAACCUGAAGAGGGAAUUGGAGGUCUUGUUUGUCUUAAGUUUUGGGCACUGGGUUCAGAGAACAAAAAGUUCGGCUUGUCCACUGUUAUUUAUGAACCUCACAGGGAUGCUGGUAUUUCUUCUGUUGCUUUUCAUCCUACUCGUCAUGUAGCAGUUACCUCAUCGUAUGGUGGGGACUUCAAGAUAUGGGCUUGCAAUGAUGAGAUUCAACAGAAAGGUCGGAUGAUUCAGAAUUCUGGUUGGGCGUGCCUCGCUGUUGGGUCAUACAAAAAAAAACCAAUGACAGCUGCUACAUUUUCGUCCGAUGGUUCUGUUCUGGCUGUUGCGGCAGAGACUGUUAUCACAUUGUGGGAUCCUAAAAAGAAUGUCCUUGUUGCUGUGAUUGGAGAGACCUUUUCGCCAAUUGUGACCCUGUCCUUUGCUGGAAAGUCAGAGUUUCUAGUAUCUGUGUCCCGAGGUUCAAAGCCGCAACUCUCUGUAUGGAGUAUGUCAAAAUUGUCUCUAUGUUGGUCAUACAGGCUUCACAUUGAAGCUGUAGCAUGUACAGUGGAUCUAUUGUCUUUUGCUGUUCUUGCCCUUCUUCCUGAAUCAGCUACACGUGUCGAAUCUAGUGAACCAAAGUUUCAUGAAAGAGAUGGGGUAAUUUUAGUAUUCAAUGUAAUGGAUCCUGUUCCUGUUGCUACCUGGUCCGUAAGAAAGGCCAAGGGAGGCGGGCUUGCAUUUCUUCGAGGAAACCCAUCUUCCUUGGAACAGAAUAUUUCAGAUGGAAAUGCACCACAAGAAUUCCUUGCUUAUAUAAAUGGCAAUCAUGAGUAUGUCCUCUUUGACCCAUAUGGAAAUGAAGCAAAUGAGCUUAGCAUUACCAGGCCAGAGGGUCUUGUUGAGCUUGAAGAGACAGGGAAAUUUGGAUACUCAUCUAUUUAUGGGGAGUUACCGGAGUUGAAGUUAAAAAGAAACCAGACAUUGUCGAUCCAAUCUGCUCCUUCAGAGAGGCCUUGGGAGACCAUAUUCAGUGGGUCAUCACAUAAUCUUCCACCCCUUACCAGAUUGUGUUCGGCGUUUUUGGAAUCCUUGAUGGAGAAAAGGACUGCCAUAGUCGAAUGACUUCCGAUGAUGUGGGAAUAGUUAUUCUUUUGAUUUGCUUAUUCCCCUUUUAUCUCCAUAGCCCACAGAAUUUCUCCGAAACAGCAAACAGGGAGAGGAGAGUGUAUGCAUAAAGAUAAGGAAGCUGUACAAUAAUUGCUAGGCAGAAAUGAUGUUUGACAAUGGGAGAUAUUUGGUGGUGGAAUGCUCUUCAUACAUUGAAGUAAAUGCUCCGCUGAAGAGAGAUUGUCACAUUAAUGAUCUCCUUGAUCUCAACCUUAAGAGGGCAUAUGGGGGGAGAGAUUUUAUGUUAAGCUUAAGGCAGUCGAGUCUUCCUGGUUCAGAAAAUUUUGUAAUUGUGGCAAGUGAUGAUGCUGUCAAAAUAUUGUGAUUUUUUUUUUUUUUUUAGUUAAAAUUUUGCAGUUGAGAAUGAGCUUGGUGUGAAGACAAAAUGGUGUAAGUUUUGUUUAGAGUUCCUUCUUUUUCACUUUGUGCCAAAUUUUUCUGCAAAUUGGUUCUUUGAUAUGCAACUCAAAUGCUAUUCAUGUGACAAAAUGUACCAAAGUCCGUUCUUUAUAUCGCCAUCUGGCUUUAUUUUUCAGGUUCGAAAGCUGGCAUGAUGGAUUUUGUUUUGUACAUAUAAUGCUUCAUUGAUAUUUACAUGAAAUUUGAUAUCGAGCCUCUAGUCAGGGUUCUCAUCUAGGUGUGUAAAUGAACUGAAUUGUUUAUAAAUAGUUUGUAUAAGCUCGACUCGAGUUUAGUCCAUCUAAUAAAUAGUUGGAGUCGAAUAAUAA
This is a messenger RNA of Corylus avellana, 3497 nucleotides long. Its product is annotated as Transducin/WD40 repeat-like superfamily protein. Gene Ontology annotation, molecular function: protein binding. Lineage: Eukaryota; Viridiplantae; Streptophyta; Magnoliopsida; Fagales; Betulaceae. The record is from RefSeq and is a predicted model, not a curated record.